CCGCUUGCACGCAGCUGCCGUGCCACGCGUGAACACCAACGCGACGCGUCCGAGCACAACGUUACAAGCACACGCGCGCGGGGCACAGGCAUCGAAACCCGCGCGGGCCCGCGGAGACACACGGCCGGAACGGGGACACCCUCGUGCGCGCAGGCACGCGCAGAAACACGCACGUCAACACCCACGUGAAAACGCACACGAGCACCCCAGCGAGCAGAAGCCGACGUGAACGCACACGCACGGACACGGGCACGCACGCCAGCGCACGCGCGCAGACCCACAAGAUGCCACCGUCCCUCCCUGCCACCAUCAACAUCCGGGAGCCCCGCUGGGACCAGAGCACCUUCCAGGGCCGGGCCAAGCACUUCUUCAUGGUGACCGACCCCCGAAACCUGCUGCUUUCGGGGGCCACGCUGGAGGAGGCCCGCCGGGUGGUGGAGGACUACAGGGCGGGCACGGUACCCCCGGGUCUAACGGAGGACCAGCUCUGGCGGGCGAAGUACAUCUACGACUCGGCUUUCCACCCCGACACGGGCGAGAAGAUGCUCCUCAUAGGGCGCAUGUCUGCCCAGGUGCCCAUGAACAUGACCAUCACCGGUUGCAUGUUGACCUUCUACAGGACCACGCCGGCCGUGCUGUUCUGGCAGUGGGUCAACCAGUCCUUCAACGCCAUCGUCAACUACACCAACCGCAGUGGGGAUGCACCCAUCACCCCCAGCCAGCUGGGGACAGCCUAUGUGAGUGCGACCACAGGGGCAGUUGUCACAGCACUGGGGCUCAAAUCUCUCACCAAGCACUUGCCAGCCCUCAUCGGCCGGUACGUGCCUUUUGCGGCUGUGGCUGCUGCCAACUGCAUCAACAUCCCGCUGAUGAGGCAGAGAGAGCUCAAGCUGGGGAUCCCCGUCACGGAUGAGAACGGGAACCGCCUGGGCGAGUCCACGGCUGCAGCCCAGAAGGCCAUUUUCCAGGUGGUGGUGUCCCGCAUCGGCAUGGCAGCCCCGGCCAUGGCCAUCCCCCCGGUGAUCAUGAAUGCGCUGGAGAAGAGAGCUUUUCUGAAGCGGUACCCGUAUCUGAACGCUCCUCUGCAGGUCGGCCUGGUGGGACUCUGCUUGGUGUUCGCAACCCCGCUGUGCUGCGCGCUCUUCCCACAGAAGAGCUCGAUGCCUGUGAGCCGCCUGGAGCCUGAAGUCCAAGCUCAGAUCCGGGAGAAAGACCCACGGCUGGAGACCGUCUACUUCAACAAAGGGCUCUGAACAGGGGGCCCGAGGGGCCCGGGGUGGCUGAGACGCGUGCCACAGAGCCGCUGGGCUGAUGCAUCGCUGAGCUUCGCCCCUCGGAGCCCCUUGGGGCCACUGCCGCUUUCCCUUGGCCAUCGCGUGUCUGUAGGUACCACUGUGCCGAACCCCAUCCCCGUGCCCGGGCUCAGUCCCGCUCUGGGGACCUCCUGGCUGGUACCCCUGUGUGUUUCUCCUUUGCUCACCCUGUGUGUGCCCGUAGCUGUGUGCAGUGCACGGGGGAGCGUGGGCAGCAGCACCAGGGACCUUGCGAGCAGGGGUGUGGGGUGGGGAAGAAAAUGGUGCUCCCCCCAGCUUUAGGAGGCAGCGGACAAUCGUGGCGAUUGAGGGUUAGAACCCCUUUGCAGGCACUCCACGUUCCCCAGCGGUUCAGCAGCUGGUGGUGCCUGGGCAUGGCAGAGCAGCUUUUGGAGACGAAAACUCCCCAAACCCAAAAGAGCCAUGGGUGAGUGAUUUCAAGCACACACAGUGGCUCGAACCCAGGGGGGGCUCUCCCAGCCCAGGCAUGUGCUUUCAGCUCACCCUCUGCUCUCCGCUGGGCUGCUCUGAGGAUUUAAUCUGGCUUUCUGCUCCUUCCAUACCCAGAGCAAAUGGCGCAUUUUAAUCCCAGCAGAGAGUCCACAUUUUUGUUCUCAUUUUAAUGCCAACUCUGUUCAGGGCUGGGCUCCCCCUGAGGGGUCAUUCUACCCCUUCCUGGAGUGCUUGCUUUCAGGUGGACCUUCUCAAAUAGCUUUAAGUGCACUGUGGUUUCCUCUAGUUAUUUUUGAUAUACAUAUAAUGUACCUAUAUAUACCAAAUAAUAAAGGCAGGUUGUUUAUACAAAACCAAAAGCAAA
Messenger RNA from Aquila chrysaetos chrysaetos, 2130 nucleotides. RefSeq names its product sideroflexin 3 (gene SFXN3). Gene Ontology annotation, cellular component: mitochondrial inner membrane. Gene Ontology annotation, molecular function: monoatomic ion transmembrane transporter activity. The transcript has 11 exons. Gene Ontology annotation, biological process: serine import into mitochondrion; monoatomic ion transport. Lineage: Eukaryota; Metazoa; Chordata; Aves; Accipitriformes; Accipitridae. Bases 285 to 1253 code for a protein of 322 amino acids. The record is from RefSeq and is a predicted model, not a curated record.